UCCAUGUGACACUCCUGUGACUUGGCCUUCAUUGAGUCGCUAUCAUUCGGCGACCUCGCGACUGAAGGAAGAAGCAUCCCGACUAUAUCCGACUACCUGAUAGUACAGACCGCCAAUUGAGAAACACCCACUACAUAUCAACACCCACUCAUACACACCCACACCAUAUAUCAGCAUGGCUGUCAAAAUCUCCCAGUCCGCCUUGAAGAAGUCCAGUGCACCGCCGCACUUGAGCCGACAAGACUCCUACAGUGCUCAACGCGACCAGACCGCCUCCUCGCGACAAGUCAAUGCCACAUUGGUCCUAGCCAGUGUGGCCUCACGAGCAUCGUCUCCCGGUCGGAAAAGUCCCACGAGCCCUUUACCGUCGCCGGGAGUCAAUGGUGGCGGACGAAGAACCAGCUGGGAAGAUUGCAAAGUGAAACGUGACGGCUACGUCUCCUUUCCCGAUUUCGACGACCCGCAAGCCUCGCAACGAACGUGAUGUUCUUUGUUGCUUUUUCCCCUUCCAGUUACCUUGACUGCCAAAGGGGACAGUUCUUUUGCAUCAUGGUACUGCUGCUGGGGUGGAGGGGCAGUUCGAGGGUUCUACUACUACGACUACGACAUACCUUACAGUACUUUGAUUGACCUGGCAAGGCUUACCAUCCGGGAGAUCUAUACCUACCUAACCUACCUUACCUGACCUUACUUGAGGGCCCAAUGAUCAUGUACAUUGGACUCCCCCAUCACACGAGAUCAUUGAGUCUAUGAAGAUCGAAAAUCCCUACUACUCUACGUCGUCACUACCGACAUACACACACAUCUAUUGGCAGGACGACGAAAUCCAUGUCUCUUCGUUGUCGUUGUUGUUGUUGAAGAAGAUGAAGACGACUGGACACCACUUCGCAACAAACACGUCACCGACACUGUUAUCGACACGCACACACCAAAAGCCCCACAGGACAGACAGACAGACAGCCAAAGGUGUUUGUUGUCACAAACACUGCAGCGCAAGAUCGGGUGUUUUUGGAGACCACAGCCAGCCAGUUCCCUCCCUCUUUACCCUUACCUACAGUAGGUAAGGUACAGAGGUAACACCCGAAAUUUCUCCCCAACGGUUCUGCAGGCGGCCCACGAUUUGGAAAAAAGAAAAAAAAAGGCAAAUGCAACCAAACCAAACCAGGCUGCUGAUGAUUCAUCCGAUCUCACCACACCAAACCAACAACAAGGAAAUCGGGAAAAGAAAAAAAGAAAAAAAGAAAAGUCAACAUGGGGAAAGGUUGCCCGCAUUUGCAGCAGGCGUGCAGGGUAUGUACCUUUCCAACUUCCCUGCGAGUACACGUGGGGCGGAAACGUUCAAAGUUUGGUGGCGGCAAGGGGAUGAACGAGUGAAUGAAUGAAUGAACGAACAAGUGGAUCAUGGAUAGAUGGGAUGAAUGACUGGAUGGGUGACGUGACGCCGGUGUUGGUGGUGAAGCCUAUGAAAGGGGUGCCAAAAUUACUACACCUGAGUUGAGGUACAUGUACCCUGUAGGUACCUUACCACAUACCUACCUUAUGCGUUGUCAUCAGCAAACAGCAACAGCAACAAUCUACGACUUCUUCCUCGACCCCUUUGUCCCCCUCUCUUCUUCCCCUACUUCUUUGCUUAUUAUUCAUUCGGAAAAAGGACCCUGGCCAGGCACCGACCGGACCGGAUGCACGUGGCAUGUCGUGAGAGGUGUCCAGGUUAGUGGGCUAAAGUGGUGUCAGCCAUUUCUUUUGCUUUUUUGCUCAUGCGACCAUGCAUGGGGGGUGGAGGGGAUGGGGAUGAGGCGGGGGACUAGGUAAUAUAUAACAAGGAAUCAUUGAUCGGUGUCUACCUGAGGUCUGGGAGGAUGAUAUACUGUAGAUAGCUUACGCAAACGUUUCGCUGUGUCAGUUUAGCUAGAGCCAAGUUAGUCAGGUACCUAGGAACCAUAUAUACAUACUAUAC
This is a messenger RNA of Sphaerulina musiva SO2202, 1957 nucleotides long. RefSeq lists its product as uncharacterized. The transcript has a single exon. Lineage: Eukaryota; Fungi; Ascomycota; Dothideomycetes; Mycosphaerellales; Mycosphaerellaceae. Bases 176 to 484 code for a protein of 102 amino acids. The record is from RefSeq and is a predicted model, not a curated record.